CUUCACAAACCUGUCCAAAAUAUUACUUUACUUGAGGGUGAAAAUAAUCCUGUUUCAAGGUUUGGUCGCAAUUUAAAGCAUAACAUAAAGCCGUGAGACAGCUUUUAUCUGAAACUACUCUUAAAUUGAAGUACUUGUGUGUUAAGGUACCACUGUUUAUCUCAAAGGUGGACAUUAUAUGAAACCUUUUUUGAAGAUUCUUUUCUUCUGCAGGGAAGAUGUAGCCACCUCAACAGAGUUCAAAAAAGAGCCUGAAAGCGACGACAUGUUUGGACAAGAGGUCUUUUAUGAUGAGUGUGGGAAUUUGCUGCCGCCUCCCAUGGAGCUCCCCACUACGGCCCCUCCUACUGGGGUGAUGUCCACGGCUGCAGAGGCAACUAACAGGAAAGACAAAGGAGCAGUGCCCGCCUUGGACUCUGCCAGCUUCUGGAGGAGCUGCAAUGUCGCAGGCUGCACGCAAGCCAUCUUUGAGGAUUUAAUCAUGGAAAUCAGCAACAUCUCCACCAGGAUCCAAUCACACCAGGCCAGCCAGGAAGAUUAUGACACUGCCCUGAAAGUCAUUAUGGCUUCUGGGAAACUUCCAAAGCUGGUGAAAAAACAGCAGAAUGUAACUUUGUUUGGUUUUGACAGCACUGAGGGGUAAACAAAUAGAGCUGCAAAGGUCACUGGAAGCCAUGCAGGAUGUGGAGUCAGUGCUGAGGAGAUAAUAUUUACUUUGUCUACCAAGGAUGUUGUUGUGGUUUGUGCAGCCCAUUGAGACACUAGUGAUUUAGGGCUAUUUAAAUAAACAUUGAUUGAUAUCCCA
Nerophis ophidion (straightnose pipefish) is the source of this 805-nucleotide messenger RNA. It is a transcript of the gene phf11, whose product is annotated as PHD finger protein 11. The transcript is spliced from 6 exons. The record is from RefSeq and is a predicted model, not a curated record. Bases 179 to 643 code for a protein of 154 amino acids. NCBI's taxonomy places the organism in Eukaryota, Metazoa, Chordata, Actinopteri, Syngnathiformes, Syngnathidae.